This is a messenger RNA of Columba livia (rock pigeon), 1023 nucleotides long. It is a transcript of the gene CHCT1, whose product is annotated as CHD1 helical C-terminal domain containing 1. NCBI's taxonomy places the organism in Eukaryota, Metazoa, Chordata, Aves, Columbiformes, Columbidae. The coding region runs from base 149 to 805 and encodes 218 amino acids. The record is from RefSeq and is a predicted model, not a curated record. The transcript has 6 exons.
CCGGUGUCCAGGCAGCCCGGUCACCUUGGUCACCCCGGCACAUUUUGGUCCAAACACAGCCCCGUGGCAGCUUUCCCUUCCUACCUGGCGUGAGUGAGGAAGGGAGAGGGGUCUGCGCCCCAUUGAGGAGACCGGCUUUAGGGACUAAAUGGAUGGUGCCAAGGCAAUGGAUGGCAGCAGGGACGGCAUGCAUGGCCAGAGCACAGAGGAGGACCCGGCUGGCCCAGCGAAGGAGGCAGCCUCCGUAACGGGCAGUGAGAGCGCUCCACCAUGCAAGAAGCCGCUCAUCUGCUGCGCAGACGGCCUUGACCAGGACACCUUUAAAAUUUGCAAGGAGCUUUUCAGACCCUUUAAGAAGUCACUUCGGAAACUGCAUUUACCCCAGCACCUCCCCAGAGAGAAAAAACUGAAGUACUUGAAGGGAAGUUUGGCCAUAAUUGGGGACCGCAUCGAUCUGUUUCUCCAGCGGUACUGCAGAGCCUCGGAAGUCAAGCACUGGCAGAAGAUGUUCUGGCGGUUUGUCUCCCUCUUCUCAGAGAUGGAUGCAAAGCGGCUGCAGAAGCUGUAUAAGUACAUCAAGAACAACCAAAUGGACAAGUUUCUGCAACUUUGCUGUCCUUCAGAAAAAGCUCCAGGACUCAAAAAAAAGAAACUGAAGCAGCUUUACAUCAGCUGGGGGCUCCACAGAAGUAGAAGAGACCUGUGGGAACAACCAGGUCAAAGACAUGGUCGCCACCAACACACCCUCACUGUCACCGCUCAGCAGCAAGGACAAGAGGUUCUCACAGACAACUUCAGAGCUUGACAGAAAAAUAGAAAUCAAUCCAUAUGGUAUCAUCACCUGAACAAAACACAAGGAAUAAAGGCAGUCUUCCUGGUUUCCCAAAACCACAGAAUACUGAAAUACUUGCAGCGUCAUAGCAACAAGCCUCAAUCCAAGCAAAACGAAAAUUAGGCUGUUUCAAACCAUGUGAUCCUAUUUAUUAUUAUCCUGGAGUUGCCUAACGGCUGCGCACCAGCACU